CGACUAUCUUCCUCACUGUUCUCAGUGUGUCGUUGAAAGCGUCACGAUGCACCCGUCGGCGUCGGGACUUGUCCGGGCAUGGCUGCUUUCGGCGCUCGUUGUGCACGUUGCCGUUGCUGGCAAUCCUGACGCUAAAAGACUUUAUGAUGACCUCUUAUCUAAUUACAACAAACUUGUUAGGCCCGUUGUCAAUACUUCGGAUGUUCUGCGUGUGUGUAUCAAGCUCAAACUCAGUCAGCUAAUUGACGUGAAUUUGAAGAAUCAAAUUAUGACAACUAACUUGUGGGUAGAACAGUCAUGGUACGACUACAAAUUACGAUGGGAACCCAAGGAAUAUGGUGGUGUUCAAAUGCUACAUGUUCCAUCGGAUCAUAUUUGGCGACCAGAUAUAGUACUAUAUAACAACGCGGAUGGCAAUUUCGAAGUGACCUUAGCUACCAAGGCCACCAUCUAUCACCAAGGUCUCGUUGAGUGGAAACCGCCCGCUAUUUACAAGAGCUCUUGUGAGAUUGAUGUGGAAUAUUUUCCUUUUGACGAGCAGACUUGCGUACUAAAAUUUGGUAGCUGGACAUAUGACGGUUUUAUGGUUGAUUUGAGGCAUAUGGAUGAGAAAAUUGGAAGCAAUACCGUAGACGUAGGGGUGGAUUUAUCAGAGUUCUAUAUGAGUGUUGAAUGGGAUAUACUCGAAGUACCAGCUGUAAGGAAUGAGAAAUUCUACACAUGCUGUGAUGAGCCAUAUCUAGAUAUAACUUUUAACAUAACAAUGAGAAGGAAAACUCUUUUCUAUACAGUGAACAUCAUAAUUCCGUGUAUGGGCAUUUCUUUUCUAACGGUUCUCACAUUUUAUCUACCAUCAGAUAGCGGCGAAAAGGUGACGUUGUCAAUAUCUAUCCUCAUUAGUCUCCACGUUUUCUUUCUUUUGGUUGUUGAGAUAAUUCCUCCCACAUCAUUAGUCGUACCGCUUUUAGGAAAGUACUUGAUUUUUGCUAUGAUAUUAGUAUCAAUAAGUAUAUGCGUUACAGUAGUAGUUCUUAACGUCCAUUUUCGGUCUCCCCAAACGCACAAAAUGUCGCCGUGGGUGAAAAGAGUGUUUAUCCAUAUUCUUCCUAGACUUCUCGUUAUGAAACGACCGACUUAUAUUUUCGAAACAAGGAGUAAGUUCCUAUCUAGUCGAUUUAUUUCGAGAAGUCGGCAAUAUUCAACUUGCCUUUAUCCAUACCGGACAACAGUCCAAAGGGAAGAUAGUCCGAAAAAAAGAUACUUGACAAGUAGUAGGACACCCAGUAAGGAGGACUUAUCUCCAAGGUUGACUGACGGCGCUACAUUUGGCGGCAGCUGUCAAAUUCACGGACCGUUAAGCAGCACUUUGCCCUUAACAGAUAUAGAAGAUGAAAGUGGCCUUAAAAGUCCAAUAUUACAUAAUCCUGCCUACUCACACAGCAGGUGUCCUCCUGAAAUUCAUAAGUCAUGUUUCUGCGUACGAUUUAUUGCAGAACAUACCAAAAUGUUGGAAGAUUCUACGAAAGUAAAAGAAGAUUGGAAAUACGUAGCAAUGGUAUUGGAUCGAUUGUUUCUUUGGAUAUUUACAUUGGCGGUACUCGUAGGUACGGCGGGUAUUAUUCUACAAGCUCCGACUUUAUAUGAUGAUCGGCAGCCUAUAGAUAAGAAAUUUUCUGAAUUUGCCACCACGACGGUUGUUCGAUGUCCGCCUCAAAUUUGAAAGGACAUUUGAAUAUUUGAAAUACUACGUUUUAAAUAUUCAGUUAUCGUUUGAUCUAGUGAAUUUUAUUUGCGGAUGAAUGUUCAUACACAUUUCCUUCCUAUUUUAUGAAUUUUUCAUUAAAUCGUGUGAAUUUGGAACAAAUUUUUGAAGCGAAACUGGAUAAAUUAAUCGCGUUUAGCAAAAUUCAUAUUUCACUGGAUCAAACUAAAAUAUCCGAAGUACUGUUAUGUAAAUAAAAUCCGUUUAUAUGCCGUUUAAACGAAUUUAGCUUUUUGAGAACUAUUUUACAAGUUAAAACAAGAGAUACUCACUGUUUCAAUAAAAGUGAAUAUUUUAAAAAGAAAAUUAACAAAACUAUACGCGAGGUUUUAGUACCUAGAGUGUUCAUUUUUAAAUUUAUCUAAAUAAAUGGUGUCCAUAUUACAAACAUCGAAAUGAUAAAUAAUAUACAGUAGUUAUAUUUUUUAGAUACAUUUGUAAUUAGAAUUUGAUAUAUUAAUGUUUCUAAAUCUUCUUGAUUUUAAGUCUCUUCUGUUUCAAAAUUAGUUUUUUUAAUAAUUUUUGAAAGAUAGAUUAAAUUGACGUUUCGACUUUUCUUUAAGUCUUUGCCAAAAUAUUUUGAAACGUCAAUUCAAUCUAUCUUUCAAAAAUUAUUUAAAAAAAACUAAUUUUGAAACAGAAGAAAGUUUUAGAAACAUUAACAUAACAAAAGGUCUAAGAAAUAAGAAAUCAAAUAAACAUGAAUAUAUAGAAAUCGACCCAACUAAGAAAACACAUUCUUUUGCUAAAAAUCCAUUGUAUUCAUCAAUGUAAUCUCCUUCAAGAGCAAAACAACUUCUCGAUGCCGUGCUUAUAAAAGAAUUUGUCUUUUUCCUCAGUUGCAACAAUUGCUUCUUCAUUUGAACUGAAUUUCUUACCGGGCGAGCAAUUUUUUGUGAUCAGCGAAUAGCCAGUAAUCACUAUAGGCCAGAUCUGGAAUAUACGGUGGAUGAGGAAUCAAGUAUUCGAUAUAACCAAGGUUGCCAUCAACUUGUGAAUCAGUGGUUUUUUCUUCGACAUACGAAGACUAUUUUUCUUGAUUUUUGCAUUCAAACGAUCAGACAACUCUAUGUAGUAUUCGCUAUUGAUUGUCUCUACCUUUUGGAUGAACAAUAUUCCAAAAUACUGGAGCCGUAACCUUUUCAGCUGACUGUUGCGCUUUUGAACGCUUCGGACGUGGUUCACCGGCUGUAAUCCACUCAGAUGAUGAUCGUUUUGUGAAGAGUGAAGUGAUGUAUCCACGUUUCAACCAUUGUCACAUAUCGACGCAAAAAAUUUGAUAUAUUAGGUGUAAACAUGGCCAAAGACAGCUGUGAAUCUUCAAAACAUUGUUUCCUUCAGUUCUUUAUAAAUUGCCUCACAAACAAAAGGAAUGAAACGAAAAUUUUCCCCAAUAUCUACGUAUCUCAGUGUUACCAUGAGUUUCUGAUCUGCUGAUAUUACGUCUGUCGCCAAGAUUUUUUCAGUUAUCUUAUGUUUUAUUUUUCUUAUGAGUUUUUUAAAUGUUUCUUCAUCUAUUCUCGAAUAAUUUUGUGUUUUUUCGUCGAAUUAGCUAGCUAAACUCAUGCUUCACCGCCUGAGUGCUUUUUUCUGUCCAUCAGACUUCAAAAGCAAAACAGCAGCAGAUAUAAUUAUCUCCAGUGAUGCACUGAUCACUUUUUUUCUUGUUUACUCUACUUUUAGCUUUUUUAUUUUCAUUCACAAAUAUUAAAUAAAAAUUGAGGUUAGGAAUUUUUACUUAUAUAAUUUAUGAUGUAAUGUAAAGUGAAUUCAACAUACUAUUUUGUAAUUUCUAUGUUUGUUUUGGGACAUCUUUUGUUAAUAUCGAGCCGGCGAUAAAACCGGAUUUGUUUGUUGAAUGAAAUUUUAAUUUUGAAAAUUUCUGAUUUUGUUAUGAAAUUAAUAGUGCGUAUUGUAUUAUCACGAACGGUUCAAUUAUUGAAUAAUUUAUUAUAUAAUUAUGUGAUUUUGUCGAAAUAUUAAACGGAACUAUAAGUACGGCCUGAUGUAACUUGAAAGCAAUGAGUGUGCCGAAAUGGAUCAACUUAAAUUUUACAAACUAUCUUAGCUACACAAUUCAAAUACAGUUUUCUAAUUGAAAUGAAAGUUAAAACAUUUCCUUAUCAGGAACAUUUUCACGUUAUAAGUUCGAUACUUUCUAGAAUAGACGUCAAAUAUGAUUAUUUUCUAAUUUUUCGUUUAUAAUGAUAGAUUUUUGAUCUUAAUAAAACUUAACUGUGGAACUAACUCAUACUGACACUUAUAAUCAGUAUACUGUGGCAAAUCAUCAUAAGUAGAUUGAAUCUAGAACAGAACUGCCAAAUUAUCAAGAUUCACUUCCAUUAGUUCUUCUUAUUCUUACGGCGUCGUCUCUUUACGUAGGUUGACGAUCCAAAUGGCUAUUUUUCUGUAGACGUCUAUCCGAGCUAUCUGCGCAAGUCUAUCAGGCUUGAAUUUUGUCUACGGCCGACCGAUUGUUUUCCUUCGAUCUUUCCUUCUAUUAUCAGGCGAACGAUCUCUUAUCGCUCGCCUCUCAUUAUAUGUCCUAGGUACAGCAACUUUCCUCUAUGGUUGUCUUAUAUUUCAUAUAAGAUACAUUUCGAACGCAUUAAUUUUCUUCUCUGAUGCCGCAUCCAUACAUCCAACUUUCGCAUCCGUACAGAAGAACAGAAAAAAUGUAGCAGCGAAACAUUCUGGUCCGGAGUUCCAGGCUGAGGUUGCGGUUUGCCAGAAGUGACCUCAUGUUGUUCAGUGUUUUCCGCGCUUGCUCAAUUCUUAAUCUGAUUUCGAGUUUUGGGUCGCAUUGCUGGUUGACGAGCGUGCCCAGGUAUCUUAGAAAUGACACUUGUUCAAUAAUCUCUCCAUGGACUCUUAGGGUGACGUUUCUUUCUAUUUUUGAGAAUACCAAUCGUUUGGUCUUGAACGUAUUCACAUAGAGGCCGAAUUGAAGUUCUGAUAGGCUAUUGGCCACUACCACGGUAUCAUCUGCGUAACGAAGAUUGUUUAUAAUGUUUCUAUUGACCUUUAUGCCAGCAGUUGUAUUUUCGAGGACUUCGCUGAAUACUGCCUCAGAGUAGAGGUUAAACAGUAGGGAAGACAAUACACAUCCUUGUCGCACGCCUCUUCUUAUUGCUAUCUCUUCUGAUGUGCACCCUUCGAUUUUGACUGUUGCUGUUUGGUGCCAGUAAAGUCCGGUUAGCUCUUAAUUUACGUAAAUUUCAUUUUAUAGCAUACUUGAAUACUAAAAUUAGUCGCCAAUCAUUUGUCGAACUGCAGAUAGAGUUCAAAUAAUAUGUUCUAUAAAUGAUGUACUAUUAUAAACAUGUCGUAAAAGUUUUUGCUCUGAAGAGAAUAUCGUCGCUGUGAACGAAAGUGACGAAAAAUAUCCAAACUCAUCGAUUCACAUUGAGACCAUCAUAUACGUCGUACUUUCAUCAAUUGUUUCCUAGAUCCUAUCUUGUAUCACGAAUUUUUUGACAUUACGAGAUUGUUUAUAAAAAAAUUUUCAUAUCUAUAGAGAAAACAAUCCAGAGAAUUCAUUAAAAACGGAAAAUACACCGUAGUAGUAUCACCUACGAGACGAGACUUGACUUAUCUCGCAAAAAAGAGAACAAUCUCGUAACGAGUCCCGUCUCGCAAUAAAUGUAUCGUCUCAUGUCACGAAUUCUCGCGAUUUUUUAUGUUUCCUAUGAGUUCAAAUUUUGAUUUUAAUGAACACAUGGUGAUCUAACAAAAAAAUUGAGAAAAUUGAUCAUAGAUAUAUAGUAUAAUAGUAGUACACGUGGAAAUAUCUCGGAAAAGUCAAAAAGGUAAACUUUGCGUAACAGCUAUUGUAAAAACAGGCUGCUCGUUAUUAUGCAGCCUCAAAAAUAUGUUUCAAUAACUUUCGCAAUUAUUAAUAUUUUCCAUUUUUAUCUGCGAUACUUCAAAAUUUUUGAGAGACUCUUACGUGAAAUUUGUGAAAGCUUCGUCUUGUUUCACAAGAAACAUUUUGAGUAUCGUCUCGAGUCUCGUAUCGAAAACGAAAAGAGACUUUCACCAACUAGAAUAUCGUGAGCAACACUAAUCGUUAGCCUUAUUUGAAAAAAUAACGAAGCGAGGACUCAUGAACAAUAAUUUUUGGUUCCUUGUGUAAUAUUUUUCUUAUUUAUUUAUACGAUUUCUAUAGUGGAGUGAAUUAAUGGAUACUCUCUCUUACAUUAUUAAUUUAUUUAAACACUACACUAACUUACAAUAAUUCACUUAUUACUUUCACUUCACUUUUUACUUAAAUCAUUCUUCGAUUACUGAGAUAAUACUGAGUGGAUCCCAGUAAAACAUACUUUUGCGGGUUGCGUCAGUCUUCAGAACAACCUCUGCAGUUGAUAAUACACAAAACACCAAUAGACCUAAUGAUUAUCGAAAGAAACUAUAUACAUGAGAACACCGAGAACGAAAAAAAACAUAAAAGAAAA
Diorhabda carinulata is the source of this 6216-nucleotide messenger RNA. RefSeq names its product acetylcholine receptor subunit alpha-like (gene nAChRalpha4). Gene Ontology annotation, biological process: signal transduction; monoatomic ion transmembrane transport; regulation of membrane potential. The coding region runs from base 47 to 1720 and encodes 557 amino acids. The transcript has 11 exons. Gene Ontology annotation, molecular function: acetylcholine-gated monoatomic cation-selective channel activity; transmembrane signaling receptor activity. The record is from RefSeq and is a predicted model, not a curated record. Gene Ontology annotation, cellular component: neuron projection; postsynaptic membrane; synapse. Lineage: Eukaryota; Metazoa; Arthropoda; Insecta; Coleoptera; Chrysomelidae.